Messenger RNA from Ziziphus jujuba (common jujube), 2365 nucleotides. Its product is annotated as probable methyltransferase PMT14. Gene Ontology annotation, cellular component: trans-Golgi network; cytoplasm; endosome. NCBI's taxonomy places the organism in Eukaryota, Viridiplantae, Streptophyta, Magnoliopsida, Rosales, Rhamnaceae. The coding region runs from base 255 to 2105 and encodes 616 amino acids. The record is from RefSeq and is a predicted model, not a curated record. Gene Ontology annotation, molecular function: methyltransferase activity. The transcript has 8 exons.
AAAAAACCUCAUUGUUUCCACACAGUCUCUUCUCUCUCCAAUGCCGUCUCUCUUACGUGCUAAUGUGUGAUCUAAGAGGGGGGGAGAGAGAGAGAGAUAGCUUCAGUUUCUAAAAUACCCACUUCAAUUAUCAACCUCUUGAGGCAAUUGAAGGGCUCUCUCGCUCUUUCUCGCUUCCUUUUCGAGCUAUCCUCUAUGUUUUCUCAUGAAGGUUAUAUAUAAAGGGUUUGAAGGAAAUCUCAACUAUAUAUAUCAUGGGUUCUAAGCAUAAUUCAGGAAACAGAGGUCGAAGUCCAUUGUCUAUAUUUGCUGUUAUUGGUCUGUGCUGCUUCUUUUACAUUCUUGGAGCAUGGCAAAGGAGUGGUUCGGGUAAAGGAGAUAGCAUAGCAUACAAAAUAACCAAUCAGGCAGAUUGCAGUAUAUUAAAUAAUUUGAACUUUGAAACUCAUCACAAUGAUGUUGGAAUUAUUGAACCUUCUGAACCAAAAGCCAAAGUUUUCAAGCCUUGUGAUACCAAGUAUACUGAUUAUACUCCUUGCCAAGAACAAGACCGAGCUAUGACAUUUCCUAGGGAAAAUAUGAUAUAUAGGGAAAGGCAUUGCCCUCCAGAAGAGGAAAAAUUGCAUUGUCUUAUUCCUGCACCCAAAGGGUACACUACUCCAUUCCCCUGGCCUAAAAGCCGUGACUAUGUCUACUAUGCUAAUGUUCCAUACAAAAGCCUGACAGUUGAGAAGGCUGUGCAGAACUGGGUGCAGUUUCAGGGAAAUGUAUUCAAAUUUCCAGGUGGCGGAACAAUGUUUCCUCAAGGUGCUGAUAAAUAUAUUGAUGAACUUGCAUCAGUUAUUCCAAUUGCAGAUGGCUCUGUCAGAACAGCACUGGAUACUGGUUGCGGAGUUGCAAGCUGGGGUGCAUACUUGCUGAAGAGAAAUGCAAUAGCUAUGUCUUUUGCACCACGUGACAAUCAUGAAGCACAAGUACAGUUUGCAUUGGAGCGAGGUGUACCUGCAAUUAUUGGUGUUCUUGGAUCAAUACAUCUUCCAUAUCCUUCAAGAGCCUUUGAUAUGGCUCAGUGCUCUCGAUGUUUAAUUCCAUGGACUUCAAAUGAUGGUAUGUACUUGAUGGAAGUGGAUCGAGUUCUUAGGCCCGGUGGAUUCUGGAUCUUGUCUGGCCCUCCAAUCAAUUGGAAAACUUACUAUAAAACAUGGAAUAGAACUAAGGCGGAUCUCAAUGCAGAGCAAAGAAAGAUUGAAGAAAUAGCUGAGCUUCUUUGUUGGGAGAAAAAGUAUGAGAAGGGAGAUAUUGCUAUCUGGAGGAAGAAAAUAAAUGCAAAAUCCUGCAGAAGAAAGUCUGUCGAUACAUGUGCAACAGAGAAUGCCGAUGAUGUCUGGUACAAGAAAAUGGAAGCAUGCAUAACUCCUCUCCCUGAGGUAACCAAUGCAAAUGAAGUAGCGGGAGGAGAGUUGGAGAAGUUCCCAGCUAGACUUUAUGCAGUCCCUCCUCGAAUAUCCAAGGGACUUGUUUCGGGUGUUACAACCAAAACUUACCAAGAGGACAGUAAACUUUGGAAAAAGCGUGUGAAUGCUUACAAAAGAAUUAACAAAUUGAUUGGCACUACAAGAUAUCGCAAUGGGAUGGAUAUGAAUGCCGGCCUAGGAGGGUUUGCAGCUGCACUCGAAUCACAAAAAUCUUGGGUGAUGAAUGUUGUACCUACAAUUGCUGAAAACACUCUAGGUGUUAUUUAUGAGAGAGGUCUAAUUGGCAUGUAUCAUGACUGGUGUGAAGGCGUCUCUACAUAUCCAAGGACAUAUGACCUCAUUCAUGGUAGCGGUGUGUUCAGCUUGUACCAAAACAGGUGCAAUCUGGAAGACAUCCUCCUAGAGAUGGAUAGAAUCUUACGACCUGAAGGGACAGUCAUCCUUCGUGAUGAAGUCGAUGUCAUGGUUAAGGUUAAGAAAAUUGCUUCUGGUAUGAGAUGGGAUACAAAAUUGUUGGAUCAUGAGGAUGGACCCCUAGUACCGGAGAAGAUAUUGGUUGCAGUAAAGCAAUAUUGGGUUGGCAGCGACACCGACGGAAACAGCAAGUCUAACGAUGAGGAUGAGAGCUGACAAUAUAGCACCAAGGAAUGCUGGAAAUGUUUCUGGAAGUAAAAAGAGAGCAAUGGGUUGUGAGCCUUAGAAAUGAGUUUUUUAUUUUUAAUUAUUUUUCCUCAGCUUAUAUAGAUUUGUCAUUUGUGUUGGUGUAGAUUAUUUAUGAUUAUAGCUAGUUCUGUUUAUUUCACAGGAAAUUUGUAUCACAGGGUUAUGAAUAAGGAUCUGGAUACUCUCCAUUUAAAUGAAAUGGAAGGAAUAUAUAUAUUUUUCUUGGA